Rhinichthys klamathensis goyatoka is the source of this 3790-nucleotide messenger RNA. RefSeq names its product solute carrier family 38 member 10 (gene slc38a10). Lineage: Eukaryota; Metazoa; Chordata; Actinopteri; Cypriniformes; Leuciscidae. The transcript is spliced from 18 exons. The record is from RefSeq and is a predicted model, not a curated record. Gene Ontology annotation, biological process: amino acid transmembrane transport. Gene Ontology annotation, molecular function: amino acid transmembrane transporter activity. The coding region runs from base 347 to 3790 and encodes 1147 amino acids.
ACACUGGCAACACUGCGCGUACUUCCUGGUUACAGAUUGUGCAAACAAGGUUUUUUUGUGCCUAUUUCGGGAAAUAUCUUUCUAAAUAUUUGUUGACUCUCUUUUAACUUUAUACAGACGGCAUAAACAUCACCGGACGUUUAUUCAUAAUUAUUUUAAAACAGUUAUGAACCGAUGGUGACAUAGAAAUGAAUGACUGAUGGGAAAAGUGUGGACGUGAGCAUCAUAGCGAACAGUUAAAGGACAUCUGUGUCAACCCACUUAUCUUAAUUAAACCUUAAGCCAGUGUAGAAGCACCACACAUACCCGUCUGGACAUUAGAGAUCUCAGCUGUCCGAGAGCCAAAAUGACUGCGUCAAAUUCGGGUCUGAUCAUGAACGUUGUAAACAGCAUUGUGGGUGUGAGUGUCUUGACGAUGCCCUUCUGCUUCAAACAGUGCGGAAUUGUGUUGGGCACGUUGUUGUUGUUCUUCUGUUCGUGGAUGACCCACCAAUCCUGCAUGUUUCUAGUCCACUCAGCCAGUAACACCAAACGCAGGACUUAUGCUGGACUAGCUUUUCAUGCUUAUGGAAAACCAGGCAAAGCACUUGUGGAAUUGAGCAUGAUUGGACUCAUGCUGGGAACAUGCAUUGCUUUCUAUGUCGUCAUCGCAGAUCUGGGGUCCAACUUCUUUGCUCAGCUGCUUGGGCUGCAGGUGACACGUAGCUUCCGUAUCGUGUUACUGAUCUCAGUCUCGCUGUUAGUCGUACUACCUCUCAGCUUGCAGAGAAACAUGAUGUCAUCCAUCCAGUCAUUCUCAGCCAUGGCGCUGAUCUUCUACACACUCUUCAUGUUCACGAUGGUGCUCUCCUCCUUCAAACACGGCCUCCUCACUGGCCAGUGGCUGAACAAGGUCAUUUACGUUCGGUGGGACGGCGUCUUUCGCUGCAUCCCUAUCUGUGGCAUGGCAUUUGCCUGUCAGUCGCAAGUAUUACCCACUUAUGACAGCCUGGAUGAGCCCUCGGUGAAGAGAAUGAGCACAAUAUUCACCUCUUCCCUCAACGUGGUCACCACCUUCUACAUCACAGUGGGGUUCUUCGGCUAUGUGAGCUUCACAGACAACAUUGCUGGGAACGUACUGAUGAACUUUCCAUCUAACCUGGUAACGGAGAUGAUCCGUGUGGGCUUUAUGAUGUCUGUGGCUGUGGGCUUCCCCAUGAUGAUCUUGCCCUGCAGACAGGCCAUCAACACAAUGCUAUUCGAACAGCAGCAAAAGGAUGGCACCUUCGCCGCAGGUGGUUAUAUGCCACCCCUUCGUUUCAAGAGCAUCACUCUUUGCAUUGUUUUUGGCACCAUGCUGGGCGGCAUCCUCAUUCCUAAUGUGGAGACCAUCCUGGGUCUGACUGGAGCCACCAUGGGCAGUCUGAUCUGCUUCAUCUGCCCAGCUCUCAUCUACAAGAAGAUCAUGAAGAACGCCUGGACUGCACAGCUGGUUCUGUGGGUCGGUCUCGGUAUCCUGCUCAUCAGUACCUUCACCACGCUGUCCAUUUCCUCCAACGAGCCGCAGAAAUUAAACCCCCCUCUGGAUGUCCCCGCAAGAACUGAGGACAAGCUUCCUAUACUCAUACCCCACGAGUUGCCCAAAGUACCAGAGAAUGGAGUGGAUCCUCACCCAGGAGAGAAGCCAGAUAGGCCCCCGAUAGAGAUUGAACAGCCAGCAGAGCAGAAAGCAGCAGAACCCCCUCAAAUUAAAGUACCUGUGGAAGUGGCCGAGGGAAAGAAUGAGGAGAAAGAGGUUCAGCUGGAUCGCCCUGGAGCGGGUGUAGCGGUCCCAGAAGGGGAAGCCCACCGCCAUGAGCCGCCCAUCCCUCAUGACAGAGUUCAGAUAGAUGAGAUCAAAAACCAGGAGGAGCUAGAGGAUGAAAAGAAACAACCUGUAGCUGUGGAGGAAGAAAGGAAACUACCUACCAGAGAGGAGGAGGAGAUUCUUGCUGAGCAGGGGGCAGGGCAAGCACAAGACUUAGGGCAGGAAUCUAUAAAAGAGGAGGAGUCAAAAGAAAAAAUAGAUGUGGUGAAAAGGUUUGCAAAUCAAGACCAGCUUGCAUCUAAUAAAGUAUUGGACAAGGCAGAAAAUCCAGAAGAUCUGAAGAAGGUUGAGUCCUUAGUGGUACAUAAAGAACCAGAAAACCUGCCUGAAGUGAAUGAAAAGCAUGAUGAGAAUGAAUUGGCCAGAGACAAGAUACCAGAGGAGAUUGAGAAAGCCCUUGAACCCCAGGAUGAGAAACCGAAGGAGAAGCUUCUUGUGCAGGAGCACAAGGAAGAGAAGGUUCCAGAUGGAAAGGAUGGAGGAGCAAACAAGGAUGGAGAUGGGGACAAGAUGGAAGUGAUUAAAAAGAUUGUUGCAGAGGGUCAGUUGGACCAUGCUAUGCUGCUGCAGGUCAUUAAGGUGCAGCAACAACAGCAGAAAAGGCUUCUGGACCAACAGGAAAAACUUCUGGCGGUGAUUGAGGAGCAACACAAGGAGAUCCACCAAAUUAAGGACGGAGAAGAAGAACCAAAGGCAGUAGAACAGCAGAAAAGACAUGUGGACCUGGAGGAAAAACAUGAGGAGGUCCAUCAAGUAAAGGAAGGAGAAGCUGAACCAAAGGCAGCAGCCGGAGAGGGCGCAGGUGAGGUGGAGAGUGUUGUGCAGAGGCAGCUGGAAGGGAUGGCGGGGUCAGUGAAGCCUAAAGUUGCCGCUGUCGUUUCGGCCCAAUUGCAACAGCCCCAGGGGGAUUCGGUUCCUGAGGACCCAGCAGCAAAAGAGGCUCAUGUUGUAGCCGGUCUUCCCCACAAUGCCCUUGAAUCUGUGCAAGAAGGAGGUGUUGAAGUUCUCAAGAAGGAGCUGGAGCUGAAAAACCAAGCAGGGCAAGGCGAAGCAGUACCUGCAGAGGUCGAUGGCCAAGGUGUUCCGCUGCACCAACGAGAACCAGAACCACCCAAAAUCAAUCCUGACGCUUUUGCUGAGGAGCAGAGAUUGAAUCAGAAACUGGCCCAACUGGAGGCGGAGAAGGAGAGAAUAGAGAAAGACAAGUUGGAUAAGGAAAGGAUUGAGAAGGAGGUGCAGGCCCGUGUUGAGAAGGAGAGGAAGGAGCGGGAAAGACGAGAGGAACUGGCACGCGAGCAGGAGCUAGAACACGUGCGGCAGCAAAAGGAACAGCUAGAGAAGGAAAGGCUUGAAGCAGAGAGGUUAAAACAGGAACAAGAGAAGAUGGAUAAAGAGAUCAUGGACCGCGCCGAGAAGGAGAAAAGAUUGCUCGAGCACAAGGAACGGCUAGACCAGAUGCAACAGGUCAUUGAUGCGCGACGUGAGCGGCAGGAGAAGGAGCGGCGGGACAAGGGAAGUCUCGAGGAUGAGAGUUUAAAACGGGAACGAGAGAAGACGGAUAAGGAGAUCGUGGAACGUGCCGAGAAGGAGAAAAGAAUCCUUGAGCAGAAGGAACAACUAGACCAACUACAGCAGGUCAUUGACUCGAAGAAAGAGCAAGGUGCACCCAAAGCAGAACUCCCGCCGAUGCCUAAGCAAAAAGGAGGCAGGGACUUGAAGGAGAAUAUAGAGGAAAAGAGGAGUGGAGAGAAUGACCUUAGGAGGAGGCGCAGAGCUGUGGACCCUGAGGGUGGAGGAGGUGCUGACCUGGAUCUUCUGCGGGACGUAGGAGGUUUAGACUUAAACGCUGACCUAAAGGGACAGCUGCUGGCAGGGUCUCUGGUUCACACACGCCAGCUUAAACAGACGUUUCAAAGGCAGGAGAAUGAAGAUGUUCUGGAAUGA